Molecule: messenger RNA, 1662 nt
Organism: Peromyscus californicus insignis
Lineage: Eukaryota; Metazoa; Chordata; Mammalia; Rodentia; Cricetidae
Product: intestinal-type alkaline phosphatase 1
Exons: 11
Coding region: 1-1662 (553 amino acids)
Biological process (GO): dephosphorylation
Cellular component (GO): plasma membrane
Molecular function (GO): alkaline phosphatase activity
Source: RefSeq, a predicted model, not a curated record
AUGCAGGGAGACCGGGUGCUGCUAUUGUUCUUGUUGGGUCUCAGGAUACAACUCUCCUUUGGUGUCAUCCCAGUGGAGGAAGAGAACCCAGUCUUCUGGAACCAAAAGGCAGCCGAGGCCCUGGAUGCUGCCAAGAAGCUGCAGCCCAUUCAGACAUCAGCCAAGAACCUUAUCAUCUUCCUGGGGGACGGAAUGGGGGUGCCCACAGUGACAGCCACCAGGAUCCUAAAGGGACAGUUGGAAGGUCAUCUAGGACCUGAGACACCCCUAGCCAUGGACCGCUUCCCAUACAUGGCUCUGUCCAAGACAUACAACGUGGACAGACAGGUCCCAGAUAGUGCAGGCACAGCCACCGCCUAUCUCUGUGGGGUCAAGGCCAACUACAAGACCAUUGGCUUGAGCGCAGCUGCCCGAUUCGACCAGUGCAACACCACGUUUGGCAACGAGGUCAUCUCGGUGAUGUAUCGUGCCAAGCAAGCAGGAAAGUCUGUGGGAGUGGUGACCACCACCAGGGUGCAGCACGCCUCCCCAGCUGGCACCUACGCGCACACGGUGAACCGUGACUGGUACUCGGAUGCAGAAAUGCCUGCCUCGGCGCUGCAGGAGGGCUGCAAGGACAUCGCCACACAACUUGUCUCCAACAUGGACAUUGAUGUGAUUCUCGGUGGAGGUCGCAAGUUCAUGUUUCCCAAGGGGACACCAGACCCUGAGUACCCAAAUGACACUGCCCAAAAUGGAAGCAGGCUGGAUGGACAGAACCUCGUACAGGCGUGGCUAGCAAAGCACCAGGGGGCCCGGUAUGUUUGGAACCGCACGGAGCUCAUUCAGGUGUCCCAGGACCCCACAGUGACUCACCUCAUGGGCCUCUUUGAACCAGCAGAAAUGAAAUAUGACAUCUACCGAGACCCUACCCAGGACCCCUCCCUGGCGGAGAUGACAGAGGUGGCCGUGCGCAUGCUGAGCAGGAACCCCCAAGGCUUCUACCUCUUUGUGGAAGGGGGUCGUAUUGACCAAGGCCAUCAUGCGGGCACAGCCUACCUGGCAUUGACUGAGGCCGUCAUGUUCGACUCAGCCAUUGAUAAAGCGGACCAGCUCACCAGUGAGCAGGACACGAUGAUCCUUGUCACUGCUGACCACUCCCACGUCUUCUCCUUUGGUGGCUACACACUUCGGGGGACCUCCAUCUUCGGUCUGGCUCCACUCAGUGCUCUAGACGGCAAAUCCUACACCUCCAUUCUCUACGGCAACGGCCCGGGCUACGCUCUUGAUUCAGGAGACCGGCCCAAUGUCAACAGUACUGAGAGUGGUGAGCCCUCGUACCGGCAGCAGGCGGCUGUACCGCUGUCCUCAGAGACCCACGGCGGGGAGGACGUGGCGAUAUUCGCGCGUGGCCCGCAGGCACACCUGGUGCACGGAGUGCAGGAGCAGAGCUACAUCGCACACGUCAUGGCCUUUGCAGGCUGCCUGGAGCCCUACACCGACUGCGACCUGGCGCCCCCUGCCGGCCAGAGCCCCACCACCCCGGGCCAGACCACCACCACCCCGGGCCAGAGAGAGACUGCAGUUACAAAUAGUGCAGUCGGCCAGGCCACUGUCUUGCUGUCCCUGAAACUGCUGGUCAGCACACUGCUAUUACUAGGGACCGUCAUGGUGACAUCCUGA